GAAACGCAUCGUUUAGUAUCGUCGUCUUCUGGGGAAAAUAUCUUUUUUUUUAAACACUAUCAAUUCGACUGGAAAAAGGAUAUUUCCAGAUUAGGUAGAGAGAGAGCAAAAGUACUUUCAUUCAGACUUCAGUUUAAGCUAUGGCGGCGAACGAUUCUUCAAAUGCUAUUGACAUCGACGGGAAUCUCGACUCCGAUUCGAAUCUUAACACUGACGGUGACGAAGCGACCGAUAAUGAUUCCUCGAAGGCAUUGGUUACUAUCCCUGCUCCAGCCGUUUGUCUUUUCCGGUUCGCCGGAGAUGCUGCUGGUGGCGCCGUUAUGGGCUCUAUCUUCGGAUAUGGUUCAGGAUUGUUCAAGAAGAAAGGCUUCAAAGGAUCAUUUGCAGAUGCAGGGCAGUCUGCUAAGACUUUUGCUGUUUUAUCUGGAGUCCACAGUUUGGUUGUUUGCCUUCUGAAGCAAAUCCGAGGCAAAGAUGACGCCAUUAAUGUUGGAGUAGCAGGGUGUUGCACUGGUCUUGCUCUUAGUUUCCCUGGUGCUCCACAGGCUCUUCUACAGAGUUGUCUCACGUUUGGGGCAUUCUCUUUUAUUCUUGAGGGACUCAACAAAAGACAAACAGCUUUGGCACACUCGGUCUCGUUGAGACACCAAACCGGACUGUUCCAAGAUCAUCAUCGUGCUUUACCACUCUCUCUUGCUCUCCCGAUCCCUGAAGAAAUCAAAGGAGCCUUUUCUUCUUUCUGCAAGUCCUUAGCUAAACCAAGGAAGUUCUAAUCUCGUCUUAUUAUUCUCCCUUUCUUGUGUCUUAGGCUCUCUCUAUGUAGAUGUAAAAUUUUCCCGCUUUUGUUGUACUUUGUGAGACAUGUUUUGUGAAAGGCUUUUUGCAAGAGCCAAUUUGAAGAGAAAAAGAGUUGUGUACUUUUUGCUUUAUUGAAUACGAUCUUUACUUUAGACUUUACUACUUCAAAUCAAUUACAUUUGUAUAUCACGUUCUUAAUUUCGCUCCGAAAAGGUAAGACAAUGAUCACAAUUCUCCAAUGAUAUUAGGACCAAAACUUUGUAUCUGAAACCAGUUACAGUAAUUUCUUAUGACAUUGUUUCUUUAAGGAAUCUCAAUGUAAAUCUGAAAUCACUUGCCUUGUUUCUGCCUGAGGCGUUCUUUGACAAAAUCAUUACGGGCUUUAGUACGAGCUUGCUGAGGAGCAACGUUGAGAUACGAAAAAUGGAUUCCAAUGGCGAAAAGAGCAGCCCCUGAGGCAAAAAAUGCCACCGUCAUUGCCAGUUUUCUUUGUGAAGAUGGAUAGCAAAACGACAUCCUCAAAGCUAUCAACUCU
Messenger RNA from Arabidopsis thaliana (thale cress), 1333 nucleotides. RefSeq names its product Mitochondrial import inner membrane translocase subunit Tim17/Tim22/Tim23 family protein. Gene Ontology annotation, cellular component: chloroplast outer membrane. The transcript has 5 exons. The coding region runs from base 141 to 773 and encodes 210 amino acids. Gene Ontology annotation, biological process: protein transmembrane transport; protein insertion into mitochondrial inner membrane. NCBI's taxonomy places the organism in Eukaryota, Viridiplantae, Streptophyta, Magnoliopsida, Brassicales, Brassicaceae. The record is from RefSeq and is marked reviewed.